Messenger RNA from Sorghum bicolor (sorghum), 1865 nucleotides. RefSeq names its product DNA excision repair protein ERCC-8. The transcript is spliced from 9 exons. The record is from RefSeq and is a predicted model, not a curated record. Gene Ontology annotation, biological process: proteasome-mediated ubiquitin-dependent protein catabolic process; protein polyubiquitination; transcription-coupled nucleotide-excision repair. Gene Ontology annotation, molecular function: protein binding. Gene Ontology annotation, cellular component: nucleotide-excision repair complex; Cul4A-RING E3 ubiquitin ligase complex. Bases 304 to 1659 code for a protein of 451 amino acids. NCBI's taxonomy places the organism in Eukaryota, Viridiplantae, Streptophyta, Magnoliopsida, Poales, Poaceae.
CAACUACCCAAAGGCUUCUUCCACUCGACUCCUCGACGCUUCGAAUCGUUGUGGGGCGUGACCUUCCUCUUGCGCGACUUGCCAAACAAAACAAAUCAUCGGAAUCAGGAUCCGGAUAUAACCGCCGAUUUCAAUGGAAGCUUUCCUACCGUAACAGCUGAUCCCUUCCAAACCGGUCAGCGCAGUAACCAGACAUCCGGGCGCGCACAACCGUCGCCACGCGCGCGCCGCUGGGUUCGCCGCCGCAGAGGCAGAAGGCACUCCGGGAGCGCAGGUGGGGGCGCCGCGGACGCAGAAGGGUCGAUGUGGAUGGACGAGGUGAGGGGGAGGGAGCGCGGGGAGCUGCGCGCCCGGCGGUUCCAGGCCGGCGCCAGGGCGCGCCGCGCGGCCUCGCUCGCGCUCUCCAACCGCAAGGAGUUCGCUACCCCGCACCACGGCGCCGUCAACUCGCUCCAGGUUGAUUUGACAGAGGGGAGGUACCUGCUCUCCGGGGCAUCGGAUGGGUCGGCCGCUGUGUUCGAUGUGUGGAACGCGACCGAAUACGAAGCCGGGUUCAUAGCCAAGCACAGGAACAUACUGCUUGUGGACAAGCAACACCAGAAUGGCCACAGGUUCGCCGUCUCGGCGGCCGUUUGGUAUCCUGUGGAUACGGGGCUGUUUGUCACAGCAUCCUUUGACCAGUAUGUCAAAGUUUGGGAUACCAAUUCGACUCAGGUCGUCAUGGAAUUUAAGAUGCCUGGAAAAGUGUACACUGCAGCCAUGUCUCCGGUCGCAACAACGCACAUGCUCAUCGGUACUGGGACCGCAGAUGUUCAGGUCCGUCUGUGUGACAUUGCUUCUGGAGCCUUUACCCACACGUUGUCAGGUCAUCGUGAUGGUAUCAUGUCUUUGGAGUGGUCUGCCUCAAGUGAGUGGAUUUUGAUGAGUGGUGGCUGUGACGGGGCAAUACGUUUUUGGGACAUUAGGCGAGCUGGAUGCUUUCAGGUUCUGGAUCAAUCACGGUCUCAACUUGGAAAGAGGCCUCCUCUUGUUAAAAGUGCUGUAGAUAAUCAGGAUCACACAGAUUCCUUAGGACCUUCACCUUCCACAAGGAGCUUAGCUCAGAAAAGGGCAGGCAUUUCUAAGAAGAGCUCACCGGCUUUGCGCAAAAUUCAAAACCUAACACAUGGACAGAUGCAACAGAGAUUGCAUCCCGGUUUGUCAUCCAGUCAAAACCGUGCUACAGCUCAUUAUGGUGCUGUUACUGGAUUACGAACAACUACAGAUGGGAUGUACCUUCUUAGCUCAGGAUCUGAUUCUCGUUUAAGACUGUGGGAUAUCGAUUCAGGCUGCAAUACUCUGGUCAAUUUUGAAGCUAUGCGAUUGCAGACAGGCAAGCCAUUACAAUUAGCUGUCACUGAGGAUCCUUCACUUGUAUUUGUUCCAUGUAUGGCAAGCAUCAAGGCAUACAAUUUAUGGUCUGGUACAACAUUUCGAACAUUUCGAGGGCACUAUGAACUUGUGAAUUGCUGCUACUAUAGUGAACAGGACCAAGAACUUUAUACUGGCGGAAACGACAGGCAAAUUCUUGUGUGGACUCCAUCAACUCCAGCUUUUACUGAAAUGGAAGAUCAUGACAAGACCCUUUCAGGAGCUGAUGAGGAUAACUGGAGCGACUAAGAAACAUGUACCUUCUUCCCUGGAACCAGGAGGACUACUUGUAUAUACUGACAUUGAUGUUAGUGAUGUUAACAAAUAACAAAUGCUGAUAUUCUUGGUAUAUUUUCAAAAAUAUGGUACAUUACCAUGUGAAAUAUUGACAGAUCAUUGAAAUAAUUUGGAGCCUUCCAAAAAUGUUAUUUGGCCCUGGAGCCUUGUUUUCUUCA